Molecule: messenger RNA, 3022 nt
Organism: Chiloscyllium plagiosum (whitespotted bambooshark)
Lineage: Eukaryota; Metazoa; Chordata; Chondrichthyes; Orectolobiformes; Hemiscylliidae
Source: RefSeq, a predicted model, not a curated record
AUGGUAGCUCCUGUUGAUAAUGGAGACUUCAAUGAUUGUAACACCACUGAAUCUCAAGAGGAAAUGAAAUUGCAGUUCAUCAUCGUCUUCAGAGGACAGCUCCUUUCAAACAUCAUUGUGACUGCCCCUCCACCCAAUGGACUGCAGCAGUUCAAGAAAGCGGCUCAUCGUCAUGCCCUUAAAGGCAAAAUUUUUCGCCGGAAGAAGAAAGUUCAUCGAUCCUUUGCAAGUCUUUUUUCGAUUGACUCCUCCAGUUCCUGGUUGAAUAGCAGUCUUUUCAGUGGAACUGAAUGUCCCCUUGCAGAAUCCUCUUGGAUUGAUGGAGGAAGUGAUUUUGACUCCAGUUUUAGUAACAAUCAAGGAGGAAACAAUGCUGACUUGACCUCCACUGGUCGAUCCUGGUUAUCAGAAGAGAAUCUGCCCCUCAUUGAUACUGAAGCCUGCACCAAAGAAAGUUUAUUGAUAAACAAAUCAACAGGAGGCUUUUUUGAACUUCCUUUUCAUUCAUCAUUACAUCCUACAAAGUGCUCCCUCAAUAACAUGUCAAGAGGUCCAGAUUUUAUGACUGUCAAGAAUUUCUUUUUUCACCUGAUCAUUUUGGUCCUCUCAAUAUGUGUCGCCGUGUUUGCAAGGUGCUUUCUUGGAGGAGCGGUUGCUGCGUUACUCAUGACUAUGCUGGUGUUUGCAGCUGUGCUGCACACAGCAAAAUCUGCAUAUCCCUGCUUUAUUAAAUCUCACAAUAUCUUGGACCAUGUACAAUCUGAGAAUUUGAAGAACAAUUAUAUACGAACUGCUUCAUAGCAGCACUAGGGAUGAAGUUGGAAAAGUCUUGACAAUUUUGACAAGUGGGAAGCACAUCACGUUGAACUGACGGGAGACGCAAUGAUCCUUUCUCUCUUGAUCUUAAGCACGGUUCCUCAUUUCACAAUUCUAGAGAAAACCAAGUGGUUAAAUCAUUUCAGAAAGCAAGAUGCUCUUUUAAAGGAGAAUGAAAAUGUCAAAUGGACUUGAAUAUAAGAAACUAUUCUCUCUUGCCCUUACACAUCUAGCUUCAAAUGAUCUUUAAAUCUCACCUCGCUUCAUUUCCAUACUGAGCCAUUUCAAUGGUCUCCAUGGAGGAAUGGCUGAUGAAAGACUCUUAAAAUGUGGCAGAGACUUAUCCUUGGCUAAUCCUAGUUGUCCUUGUGUCCAUUAUCUUUUGACCUCUUUGUGUUCAGUUGGUGGAGGCCACAAAUAAUACAAGCAGCAUCACAAUUCACAUACAUUCAACCAUUCUGUCUAUGAGAUAGUGACUGUUAUGCAGCAUGAGCAUUCCUAUAAUGAUGCCACACUAGCUCACUAUGCCUCACUUAUGAAAAGAGAGAAAGACAAUUAAAGAUGCUGGCAGCUACUACUAUUAUAGAUGAUGUGGAUAUUAGAUUUAAGAGAACUGCAUCUCUUUAAAUCAUUGGGCUGGGCUACAGAUCCAGCUUUAGCAUUUUGUUUGAUAUCAUUCAUUCUGCUUUCCUGCUGAUCAGUGCCCACAUAGAACCAACAUCCAGCACCAGUCACUAGGCAUAUGUGCCUAUCCAUGAUGAUGUUGCCACUUAUCAAACUCACUGAUGCAAACAGUCCAAGGGCAUUUGUUUGGGUUCCGGCCUUAGGGGGUUAUGCCAGGAGAGUUUCAGUCCAUGCCCUUUCAAAGUGGGGUCUUUAGGCCGCUGCCCCAAACUUUAUUGCACCAGCUUAGAGAGGUUUGGACAGUGCAGUUGCUCAAGAUUAAACUCAACAAAAGCCACUGCAUCUCUUACCAAAGGCGCAUUCCAGAAGGAAGUGCACAACAGUUUCUUCCCAAUCACAGCCAUCUCAAGAGCACUGCAUUCAGAGUUCUCACAUCUCCAGCUAACCUCCUUAAAGCAUUCACCACUGUACCUCCCAACAGAGGUGGGGAGUAAAAGGGCCUUGGCAGCAUCCAACGUAACUAAUAGACUCCAGUGAUAUGUUUGUUUCAGAUAGUCAUGGCCAUGGAAAUCUCCUGCUGAACAUAGAAUCCCUACAGCACAGAUAAAGGCCAUUCGGCCCAUUAAGUCUGCAACGACCCUCUUAAGAGAUUCCCACUCUAUCCCUGUAACCCCACAGUUACCAUUACUAAUCCACCGAACCUAUAUAUCUCUGGACGCUGCAGGCAUGGCCAAUCCAUCCAUGCUGCACAGCUUUAGACUGUGGAAGGAAACCACGGCAUUAGGCAGAAACACAUGCAGACUCAGGGAGAGCAUUCAAACUCAACACAGACUGUCGCCUAAGAUUGGAAUCAAACCAGGGUCCCUGGUACUGUGGUGCAGUGCUAACCACAGAACCACUGUGCGGAAGCACUGAAUGCAGCUAGGGCAUUGAAUUCAAGUUUGGUGGAAAACAUAAUUGUUCAUUUGUAAGAGUCGAUAAGUAGUGCCAGCAUUGUCCAGAUUCUGAAGAGGUUAACUGCCACUCUGAGCUUGGCAUGAAAAGUGAAAGAGAAAACAGGGAGAGAAAUCUCCUUCACACAUCUUCACUAAUCUUCCUGUCACAGAAUCUUUUCUCGACACAGCAUGGGUCAUCGUAAUCACAAAAACACCUGCUGGAGACCAAGUGCAGUUUUAACUGUGAGAAGGGUUGCCUUCAUUUUGUGUGGCAUCCCCACUGAUUGGAACAGAUAGAGAACUGAUCCAUCAGCUUUAAAGUGGGAAUCCAUGAGGGAUACUGGGCAAUAUUUUGUACAUUGGGGCUUUUCGAGUUUGGUUAACACAACGAGUUUCUAAAUUUCUAACGUCCGGGUUAUUACUUUGGAACCAUAUAGACGUAUCCCUGCUAAUGAAUUGAUUAUUUGAACAUGCUAAAUAUGAACAAUGGAAUUUGUUUGACUACUGAAAGAUAUCAUUUAAGAAUAAGCAAACACAAAAUGCUAUUAAUGUUACUGAUAAGCAUAUUAAUGUCUAUCUGAAAAGUUAUUUGCAUUUGUUUCUCUUUUUCUUUCGCUAUAAGUCUGUAAUAAAUUGCUUAAAACCGA